AUGCCGUUCUACGGCGUGAAAUCGUGGGCCUACCGGCGCCAGCUCCGCGAGGAGGUGUCCCUCCACGCCACAGGUGACCUUAUUGUCAAGCUAUUUGGGGAGGGUGUGGAUGUCCCCGUGCAGCCUCUUCCCAAGUUGGGAGAACAUGGCGCCCUCGUCUUUCCCAAGGAGGAUGAAGUCUGCACCGACCUGGCGAGGCAGUCAGGCAUGAUAACCCGGAUGGAGCUAGGGGGGUACAUUGUGUGUGCGGCUGUCAUGGGCCUGGCACGUUCGCUGGGCAUUUCGGAGGAUCAACUGCUGAGUGGAGCGGCACACGAGCUUCAGGCACACGACACGCCUCUGCUGGCUCUGUCCACGUCCAAACGUGGAGCACGCCGCAUCUAUGCGGACGCUCGGCAUGACCAUCCACUCGGCUCCCUUGAGCCGACACCAGCAGAGGUCAAGCCCGUGACGGGGGAGCAGGAGCUCCCAACCGCUCCCGUGACACCGGCAGCACCGCCGACGGUCUCGCGCUCUGCCAGGUAUCGCACGCGUCAGGGGACUAGGACUGCAGCACGGGCCGUGCGUCAGACCAGCAUGCCUGCCGCGUACGGUGGUCGGCCUGCAUCCAGUCGCUGGACAGGGGUGAGUUGGUGCCCACGGGGCCGAAAGUGGGGGGUUAAGAUGGUGUGCGGCCCAGGCACUGGUCAGCAGAUCAGGCUGGGUGCGUAUAAUGUGGAGCUCGAUGCGGCGUAUGCGUAUGCCGUGGCGGCAUUUGUGAUCAGGCGUAAUGACCACAUCCAGCACACGAAGGAGCUGUCGGACGCGGAGAAGGCAUCCCUGAUCGGGUGUGUUCGCGACGACGUGCGUCAUCUGGUCAAGGCACGGAUGUGGUGGAGGUGGCGUCAGUGGAGGACAGCAAUGGCAGAGCUGGGCAUUGCUCCUAGUACUCCCUUCCCCCUCGAAAACAAUGGCGCUCGGUCGCCGGACAACAGCAGUGGUGAUGACGACGUGGAAGGCAGGAUGGUCCAUGAUGUGGAGGCGGUGGACGAGUAG
Messenger RNA from Closterium sp. Naga37s-1, 1035 nucleotides. The record is from the annotation of a GenBank genome assembly. Lineage: Eukaryota; Viridiplantae; Streptophyta; Zygnematophyceae; Desmidiales; Closteriaceae.